Messenger RNA from Sesamum indicum (sesame), 2128 nucleotides. RefSeq names its product Glycinamide ribonucleotide (GAR) synthetase (gene PUR2). The record is from RefSeq and is a predicted model, not a curated record. Gene Ontology annotation, biological process: purine nucleobase biosynthetic process. Gene Ontology annotation, molecular function: metal ion binding; phosphoribosylamine-glycine ligase activity; ATP binding. NCBI's taxonomy places the organism in Eukaryota, Viridiplantae, Streptophyta, Magnoliopsida, Lamiales, Pedaliaceae.
GGGUGGUAAAAACCUACCAAGCUACAACUCCUCUUUACUUUCUUUCUUUCCGUAUCUUCCUCUGCACUUUUGCCGCUCAUUUGUCUGCUGGGAAUUCGCCAAAUUCCUCAAAAUCCCAACUCCUCUUUAACUCUAUCUAUUUAAUCCCGUAAUUGGGUCCUUAUUUUUCACAAUUUCUUGAGCAAAAACGAGAUCCAUAAACCAUGGCGUGCAUUUUUUCGCAAAGUUUUGUACCUGUCUGUAAUGGUGUUAAUACGGAGUUCUUCCACAGUCAUACUCAUCUAUUCCGGAAGUUCUCAAAUUUUAGUUGUUUUCGCGCCGGACCCCUCAUCUGGGACUCUGCAAAUAGUGGGCAUGGUGGUAGCUUUGCCCGACUUCGCCGCAGUUGGACAGCCACCGGCGACGGUUAUCGUCAGUCGGGCUUUCCUGUUUUUCAUUGCGUUGCUUCGAGUAACGGAGCCCCCUCUGCUUCUGUGGAAAGAUUGUCUGUGUUGGUUAUUGGAGGAGGGGGAAGGGAGCAUGCCCUUUGUUAUGCUCUUAAACGAUCUCCGUCCUGUGAUGCUGUUUUUUGUGCUCCUGGAAAUGUUGGAAUUUCCAACUCCGGUGAUGCAACUUGUAUUGAGGACCUCGAUGUUUCUGAUAGCUCAUCUGUUAUUGACUUCUGCCGUAAUUGGGGAAUUGGUAUGGUUGUGGUUGGACCGGAGGCUCCUCUUGUAGCUGGUCUGUCUAAUGAUCUUGUUAAGGCUGGGAUUCUUACUUUUGGCCCUUCUUCGGAAGCUGCUGCUUUAGAAGGUUCGAAGGACUUCAUGAAACGGUUGUGCGACAAAUAUGCUAUUCCAACUGCUAAGUAUCAAACAUUUACAGACGCGUUGGCUGCAAAAGCUUAUAUUGCAGAACAAGGUGCUCCUAUUGUUGUUAAAGCUGACGGCUUAGCUGCUGGGAAAGGAGUCAUUGUUGCUAUGACACUAGAGGAGGCGUAUGAAGCAGUCGACUCAAUGCUUGUGAAAAAUGUAUUUGGAUCUGCUGGUUGCCGUGUCAUCAUUGAGGAGUAUUUGGAAGGAGAGGAAGCAUCGUUCUUUGCUCUAGUAGAUGGAGAGAAUGCCAUACCUCUAGAAUCGGCCCAGGACCAUAAACGAGUCGGUGAUGGUGACACGGGACCCAAUACUGGUGGAAUGGGAGCUUAUUCUCCAGCUCCCAUCUUGACGAAAGAACUCCAAUCUGUUGUCAUGAACUCUAUAAUUCUCCCUACGGUCAAAGGAAUGGCUGCAGAAGGCUGCAAAUUUGUUGGUGUCUUAUACGCAGGGCUGAUGAUUGAGAGAAAGUCUGGAUUACCGAAGCUGAUUGAGUAUAAUGUGCGCUUUGGAGACCCCGAGUGCCAGGUGUUGAUGGUCCGUCUUGAGUCUGAUCUGGCACAAGUUCUACUUGCAGCAUGCAAGGGAAAGCUCAGCGGCGUGUCUCUCAACUGGUCUCCCGGAUCAGCCAUGGUCGUCGUCAUGGCCAGUAACGGGUACCCUGGAAGCUACAAGAAAGGUACAGUCAUUCUAAACCUUGAAGAAGCAGAGCAAGUGGCGCCAACCGUUAAGGUCUUCCAUGCGGGUACCACACUCGACUCUGAUGGGAACUACAUUGCUAGUGGUGGCCGUGUUCUCGGGAUCACUGCCAAAGGUGUCGAUCUUGAAGAGGCCCGAGAUAGGGCCUACCUCGCGGUCGAGCAAGUUAACUGGCCGGGAGGUUUCUACCGACGAGAUAUUGGUUGGAGAGCGCUACGUACACAGAAACAACACGCGACAGAAGGUUAAAAGGUGUGUUGAAACUUAAGGUUACGGAGUUAAUUUUGGGUGACAACCAUCCGAAUUCGGAGAGAAUGGUCAUCUGGGAGACAUUGAAAAGAUAAACACGAGCAGCCAUCGUCCGGGUUUACUGAAACUUGGAGGAUUCUCACAGAUUUUUGGACAUAAUAAAACAUUGUGAGCAAAGUAAGCAAUAUAUAGUUCAUUCGAUGUAAGAGGGGUGAAAACUCAACAUUGGAAGAGUGGUCUCACUUUUGAUGUCUUGCUGUAGACAAAACAUGUUUGUUGGAUAAUGGAUUAUUCAUGCAUGUAAUCCAUUGUUUGUAAACCUUGAUAAU